CUAAGCAUAAAAGACCGUAAACAUGUAUUUUAUACUCUCAAUAUUACACACCACUGGAUCCCGAUUCUUUGAGAUAUUUCAAGGUUCUUCAAAAGUCACAAUAAUGACUUCGCCUGGUAAUGAAUUACUUUUAUGGACCAGUACUGUAUUCUGUUACUAUUUUGAGUUAGUUAGUAAGUCAUAGCUGUUUGACCUCACACAACGGAGUGCAAGUGCCCGCCGUGAUGUUGUGGUUAGCGUUCUGGACUUGGAGCGGGCGCGUAGGGGUCGAAUCGUCAGGAAGGGCAUCCGGAACCUAAAGGGCUCAAGCCGAAAAUCAGUAUGCGAGUAUCAAAAAGAUGUGGAGAAAAGAAAGACUUGGCAAAGCCGGGGGCAGACAGGUUGCGGGGGCGUGGCCAAGUGUGUUGAGCGUUGCUAAGGGCAAACUUGGCAUAUGAGUGCAAAAUGAGCGGUGGUCUCACGCAGCAGCGCACUGCGUGACCUGAGGAAUUCAGCAGGUACCUAUAGACACUUCAGAGUUUCCGUGCGUGGAGGUGAGCUGGCGAUGGGGCGCCUCGCUGGAUUGUAGAAGAUUAAUCCAUCAGCACCUGGCGUCUGUGAGAUAUUGACAUCAUCCUGACCAAUUUGACAGACAACCAAACAUAUUCCCUGAAAAAUCCCACACCAUGAAGCCGUCCCUUCCAUUUCCACGCUGGUUUGGAGCGGCAAGCUUGUGGCUGUGUUUGGCCCAGACUGUCGCCUCCCCAGAGCUCACCAACUCCACACGACUGGAAUCCCUCUUGGACAAGUACAGGGACAAGGAUGAGGAGUGGUGGACGGCCAGGACGAGAGGAAAGCGAGCCAUCAGCGAGGGGGAUAUGCACCUCAUCUUAGACCUACACAACAAGUUGCGGGGUCAGGUCCACCCUCCGGCCUCCAACAUGGAGUACAUGGUGUGGGAUUACGAGUUGGAAAGAAGCGCCGAGCACUGGGCUCAUACCUGCCGAUGGGAACAUGGGCCGAGCUACAUGUUGACUCAAAUAGGCCAAAACCUGGGAGCUCACUGGGGCAGGGACCGUCCUCCCACCUACCACGUGCAGGCCUGGUAUGACGAGGUGAGGUACUACAGCUACCCUUACUCCCAGGAGUGUAACCCACACUGCCCCUUCAGGUGCUCAGGACCUGUUUGCACUCACUACACUCAGUUGGUGUGGGCCACAAGCAACCGCAUCGGCUGUGCUAUCAACGUGUGUUACAACAUGAACGUGUGGGGAAUGAUCUGGGCCAAAGCCGUCUAUCUCGUCUGCAACUACUCCCCACCCGGAAACUGGUGGGGUCAUGCCCCAUACAAGUAUGGUGCUCCUUGUUCCGCUUGUCCAGCCAGCUACGCUGGGGGCUGCAGGGACAAUCUCUGCUACAAAGGUGGGGGCACUGACAGGCAUCCGGCUGUGGAGACGGAGGAGACCAACUACAUCGAACCAGAGCCUGACGCAGUGAGAGAGAGGGAGCCCCAACCAAGAGUCCAAGCACCAAACCCCUCAGCGCCCUCGGAGGACGCAGACAGAAACAGAGUCGUCAGCACGGAGCAGAUGUCCCAGCAGAUGGACUGUGACACCAAGCUGAGGGAUCGGUGCAAGGGCACAACUUGUAACAGAUACGAGUGUCCGCCCGGCUGCCUUGACAGACACGGAAAAGUAGUCGGGAGCACAUUUUAUGACAUGCAAUCCAGUGUGUGUGGAGCCGCGCUGCACGCCGGCGUCAUUGACAAUGAUGGAGGAUGGCUGGAUGUCACCAGGCUGGGGAGGAAGCAACAAUUCCUUAAGUCAUACAAGAAUGGCGUUCAGUCAAUAGGGAAGAACAGAAGUGCCAAUUCCUUCAAAAUCGAGUCUGUGCCUGUGAAGGCGGUAUCAUGUGACACCACCGUGGCGGUGUUCUGUCCCUUUAAGAAACCCGUGCGACACUGCCCGAGGCUGUACUGUCCCAAGAACUGUCAACGAGGGAGACUGGGCAGAGUCUUUGGAAGUAAAUAUUACUCGGAUAAAUCAAGUAUCUGCAGAGCAGCCAUUCAUGCUGGAGUCAUCCAGAAUGAAUCGGGAGGUUACCUUGAUGUGAUGCCAGUGGACCGAAGGAGGCAGUACAUUGGCGCUUACCAAAAUGGCAUCACUUCAGAGAGCUUAAUCAACCCGACAGGAGGAAAAGCCUUCAGAGUGUUUGCCGUCAUCUGAAAUCAACAGCAUCAAAGAACACACUCAUCAUCAUCGCACACAAGCAGCCGAAGGCCCUGCAAGUAACAAGUCAAGCACAAGGAAAACAGAACCUCCACACAGAAAGCCCCCCUACCUCCCCGAGCAGACUGGCACCCAGAACUUCCAGUACAAUCCACUGCCACACCACACUGCCCACACAGUUCCCUAGAAGGUACUUUCAUUUGGACUCUAGCACAAGAGCCACACACAUUUCAAAUGUGGUCCAAAUCCAGAACUUCAAAAGCCUGCUGUACAGUGUUGUGAUAACUAUGUUGUGAUUGGACGCUUUCCUUCCAGGGGAGGGGUUGAGCAAGUUCUUUUACCAUGGAAAAACUAUUGAGCUUUUACUGUACACAUAUACUGUACUUGAUAUGUACGCAGAAAAAGUUUCACGUCAGAUUUUGGGAUGAAUUUAUUAUUAGGGGUGAUGUAGGGCUAAUACGUAUCAGUAAAAAAAACAUGACUACAAUUAUCCCUCAUUUAUGGCUGUUAAUUGGAUUGGACCAUGAUAAGUGAAUUCCGGCCAAGAAGGAUUCAUUAUUUAUACAUUUUAUAUUAUUAUAUUUACAGCUGAGGCCGAGUGGUUACCGCACAGGCCUCACAGCUAGGAGACCUAAGUUCAAUUCCACCCAGGAGUUUGCAUGUUCUCCCUGUGCAUGCGUGGGUUUUCUCCGGGUACUCUGGUUUCCCCCCACAUUCCAAAAACAUGCUAGGUUAAUUGGCGACUCCAAAUUGUCCAUAGGUAUGAAUGUGAGUGUGAAUGGUUGUUUGUCUAUAUGUGCCCUGUGAUUGGCUGACCACCAGUCCAGGGUGUACCCGGACAGCUGGGAUAGGCUCCAGUACCUGCCGCGACCCUCGUGAGGAUAAGCGGUAGAAAAUGAAUGAAUGAAUAUUUAGAGCAUAGAAGACCAGUUUAAGACCCUCUAAACGUGUUAUAAUAUAAUAAUAAGUAUUGAGUAAUACUCAAUAAAGUAGACCAAGUAAUAGAAAAUAAGACACCAGGUUAGCGUAGACGGGAUGCUUGGUGGCUAUUAUCUCAUCCUGACACCUAGUGGCCAGUGUAGGACUAACAUUCGUGUAGACUAACAUUCACACAGGAGCUGCUGUCAGCCACAACUCAAGCCAGCUAUGACCAUCUGGCAACAAUGAUACCAAUUGUACCUCCAUCAGUGAAUGUUUUGGUUUGUUCUUGGAUCAUCUUUCUGUAUUGUAGUUCCCAAAAACCAAAUAUCCCUAACUUUUUGUGAGGUUCGUGUAUAUAUAUAUAUAUAUAUAUGCAGUAUUAUUUUCACUGGAAUGCAGUACUUUCCUUUGAAAGAAUGAGAAAAUGAAGUGGAUCAUCAAUAUAUUGCAAUGAGCAUAUAUAGAGAGGGUUCACUCUGGGCAUUUCCUUCAGCACCUUGUAUUUCUUCCAUAGAACAACGGCAUGAACGGAGUGAGACCUUUUGUCAGUCAUACAGUCUCCUUGUCUAGGUGGGGGGAGGGGGGCGCUAGCAUACACACAGACUUUAGAAGAGUGCAUCAUAGUAGAAAUUCAAUGAGUAGAUUUCAAUAUAUUGUGACAUGUUUUGGGAUAUUUCUCCAUUGUACUUUUCUUAUAAGCAGUCUUGUCUCGUUUUCGUGGACUGAAUAUUGUGUAUUG
Messenger RNA from Doryrhamphus excisus (bluestripe pipefish), 3867 nucleotides. RefSeq names its product cysteine-rich secretory protein LCCL domain-containing 1-like. Gene Ontology annotation, cellular component: extracellular region. Lineage: Eukaryota; Metazoa; Chordata; Actinopteri; Syngnathiformes; Syngnathidae. The record is from RefSeq and is a predicted model, not a curated record.